AUGUCUUUCCCCGUCCCCCCUGCAGGCCCUCUCGGUGCGCUCGAGUCUCCCGACGCUCUGCCAGUAAUCGUCGAAGAAGUCACAGCCGCCUGGUUCAGCAAGAUCUUCGGCAAGCCAGUCGAGACAGUAGAACUCGUCGAGCCCAUCCACGGAACGGCAAGCAAGCUGCUCUACAAGCUCACAUACAAGAACAGCGACGAUGCUGCGUCGCUCCCCACCCAUGUCUGCGUCAAAGGCGGCUUCAACCCGGCUCUCAUCAAGAUUCACCCAAGUUUGAACGCCGUCUACCGCCGCGAAGCCGAGUUCUUCUACCACGUUGCCCCCAGUGUCUCGAUGCGCCUUCCGCCUGUCUGGUACAGCGGGAGCGACACCGUGACCGGCCAGGGGAUCGUGGUUUUCGAUGAUCUCAAGGCAAAAGGCCAGAAAUUCGGCAACCCGCUCCAGCCGUGGCCAGUUGAGCGGGUGCGCGAGGGCACAGCCGAGCUCGCUUACCUUCACGCCAAAACAUGGGGAGCGACCGAGAAGGACUUCCCCUGGCUCAAAGAAGGGCUUUCGCUGCGCGAGGUGAUCCUGUCGAUGAUGGGCGAGGAGGCGUGGGCCGCGCGCUUUUUCGACGAAGAAGCCAAGCCACCCGUCACAGAUGGCAUGACCGACCGCGAGCGCAUGGUGCGCGCCUUCAAGACGCUCUGGGCCACGACCAACCCGGCACAUGUGGUGGUGGCGCACGGCGACACCCACAUCGGCAACACCUUCAUCACGGCCGAGGGCGCGCCAGGCUUCCUCGACUGGCAAGGUCUGCACUUCAACUCGUUCAUGCACGACAUCACUUACUUCAUUGUCGGCGCCCUGACCAUCGAGGACCGCCGCGCCCACGAAAUCGAGCUGUUCGACCACUACCUCGCCACGCUCCAUGCCGCGGGCGGGCCGAAGCUCGACCGCGCCGAGCUUUGGGACGAGUACCGCAAGCACCAACUCCACGGCUUCGCCUGGUCCCUGACGCCCCCCAUGAUGCAGCCCAAGGACAUUGUCGACACCAUGACGGCGCGCCACGUCGCGGCCAUUGUCGACCACCAGAGUCUGGAAUUGCUGGAGAGCCUGCCGGGGUAUGUCACAGAGGUGUAG
This is a messenger RNA of Dichotomopilus funicola, 1122 nucleotides long. RefSeq names its product kinase-like domain-containing protein. NCBI's taxonomy places the organism in Eukaryota, Fungi, Ascomycota, Sordariomycetes, Sordariales, Chaetomiaceae. The transcript has a single exon. The record is from RefSeq and is a predicted model, not a curated record. Bases 1 to 1122 code for a protein of 373 amino acids.